AUAUGGUAACUGAAAUGAGCCAUGCAGAAUCCAUCAAACGAGUUGUCGACCAAAAACUCUCCUCACACGAAGGAUUUGAAUCCCAUAUGUUCAAGAUUGGAUCUUACAAUGAAGCAGUAGGUGAGAGUAGCCCAUUUGCUCUUCCGUACGAUGACUCAACAAUGGCUCUUCUAAUUCUCAGCACUCCUGACAUGUUUGACGUUGCAUUCCGUAAAUGGGUUGUACAGAAAACAAUGGAUUUCGGAUCGUUCGAUGAAGUUUGUGAGAUGGUCUCAUCUCCAAUUCAGAGCUUUUUGGAGGAUCGUCUUGAAAUUAUGAGCGAGAAACUGCGAAAAGUCGAGGAAAACUUUGAAAUUUUGCACGAUUACUCGAUGACUCCACAACGAAGACCGAAAAUUCUGAUGCAAACAUGCGGGCAUGUUGCUGGAGCAGCUUUCUACUAUCAGCCUUGUCAUUUUCAAGAAGACGGAGUUACAUGGCCUCCUGCAGGCCGUAUGGGUCCAAAUUUGAAAUUCAUCGGCCUCAGUCUACAUCCAAUCUACGGUGGACACUUCGCAUUUCGAUCGGUUCUCAUCUUCCCCAAUGUCAAAAUUCCGGAAUUCUGCGAAAAGGAACCCCGUCCGAUUCUGACGGCUUCUGAAGAUGUUCGCACAGCACUGGAGAAAUUCAAUUACAAUUGGAAGGACUCUGGAUUCCGUGAUUUUGGAAAUCCAACGCGACGAUAUUCCACGACUCAAAUGGAAUUUUUUGGACGCCCCGUCGCGGAGAGAUGGGAGGUUUUGAGACCAUGGGUCGACGGAGGAGCAAAGAAUAUCGACUAAUAUUAGAUUAAAUGUUUUUGAGAUUUUAUCUGAUUUUUUAGCCAUAAUUUUUAUAGGUGCUGUGUUAUAUUAGUUUAAUAGAAUCUAUUAUUAGUUAAGCCCUACCCUUAUUGCCAUUUCUUCAAUUGAUGAGCAGCUUUGUAUUAUGCCAUUUCACACGAAUCUACACAUUACCCACGGGAUAUUUUAUUGUCGAAUUCUAUCUUAUUAUCGCUCAAUUUCCAGCGAAAGCCUUGGUUGUGAUCAUUGUUCUCCCAGUGUAUAGCUUUUUUUCAUAAAUUUGAACGGUGACUAAA
Caenorhabditis elegans is the source of this 1117-nucleotide messenger RNA. It is a transcript of the gene cblc-1, whose product is annotated as MMACHC-like protein. Gene Ontology annotation, cellular component: cytoplasm. The record is from RefSeq and is marked reviewed. Lineage: Eukaryota; Metazoa; Nematoda; Chromadorea; Rhabditida; Rhabditidae.